Messenger RNA from Danio aesculapii, 6882 nucleotides. RefSeq names its product fibronectin type III domain containing 3Ba (gene fndc3ba). The transcript is spliced from 25 exons. Bases 1 to 3711 code for a protein of 1236 amino acids. The record is from RefSeq and is a predicted model, not a curated record. NCBI's taxonomy places the organism in Eukaryota, Metazoa, Chordata, Actinopteri, Cypriniformes, Danionidae. Gene Ontology annotation, molecular function: protein binding.
AUGGAGAGCUGGAGGAAUGCUGGUGUUUGCGAAGUGAAGAGAACUACAGAGACUGUCCAAACACACGUCUGUUUGCCAACUGGGAGCAUAUUCCUGUCUCUGUGCUGGGAGCCUCGCUGGCGGGCCGCUGAAUGGAGCCUCUUGUGCGGAGAGAGAGGAGAGACAACAGCGCUUAGUGCCACUGCCCUCUCCAGUCUUCUGGAAGCGCUACAAGAGGACUCUGUUACCCCGACUGAAAACCUAGAAACCUGUUAUCUGUGCUGCAAGACUUCCAGUGCUGCUCAUAUUGGUGUCGUUUGGCCUGCAGAGGUUCCCAUGAUGUCACCCAAUGGAUCCAUCCCACCCAUUCAUGUGCCUCCAGGCUACAUCUCCCAGGUGCUGGAAGACAACACGGGGGUCCGGAGGGUGGUGGUCACCCCUCAGUCUCCAGAGUGUUAUCCUCCCAGCUAUUCCCCUGCUAUCUCUCCAACCCAUCACUUACCUCCAUACAUGGCUCCACCACCUUUCAUCCCUAACUCACACACAGCCUUUUACCCGCCCGUCAGUCCCGGAGACAUUCCUCCACACCAGUACUACCAGCACCACCUCCCGCCCAUGUACAAUGAAGAGAUAAUUCCCGUGUAUGGGAUGAACUACAUUGGGCGAGAUGAACCGUACAAACCACCACCAAAGAAGAUGAAGGACAGACUGGAGCGUCAGAAUCGCCUCAACAGCCCUCCCUCCAUCUAUAAGAGCAACAUGAGCUGCAACAACAUGUACAAUGGCUACGGCAAGGUCCAUGGAAAUCUUGGAGGAGGCGGAGGAUCCAGUCCUGGAGCUAAAAAACCAACUCGUGGAGCUCGGAGCAGCCCAAGAUCCAGCGAGCCAGAACUACAAGAUCAUGAUUCAGAAGCAAAGAGAGUUCAGGAUGUUCUCUCGGGGAUGGAAAAACCACAGGUUUUAAAUAUUCAGUCUCGUACAGCUCGACUGACCUGGGCUCCACCAGCAGGCCUCCAGAACAGAGACAGGCACAGUAAUGGACACCCGUUUACCUGCAGCUACGAGGUCACUCUCUCAGACAAGGGUCGGAACGGCCAGUACCGCAUCAUCUAUAGUGGAGAGGAGUUGGAAUGCAAUUUAAAAGAUCUCAGACCAGCGACAGAUUACCACAUUAGAGUGAACGCUGUGUGCAAUUCUGUGAAGGGUUCGUGCUCGGAGGUGGGGGCCUUCACCACCCACAGCAGUACCCCAGACUGCCCGCUGCCCCCUAAACUGUCCCACCGCACAAAGAGCACGCUCACCCUGCAGUGGAAGGCACCAGUCGAUAAUGGAUCAAAAAUCAGCAGUUACCAUUUAGAGUGGGAUGAGGGCAAAAAGAACAACAGUUUCAGAGAAUGUUACUUCGGAAACCAAAGGCACUAUAAACUCACUCAUCUGUGUCCAGCCAUGGCCUACACGUUUCGGGUCGCGGCUCGCAACGACAUAGGAAUGAGUGGCUUCAGUCCUGAGGUGGUCUUCUACACCACUGGAAGUCUUCCUCAUCUGCCUCAUGCUCCUCGGCUGGUGCGUGCUGGCAUCACAUGGAUCACGCUGGAGUGGAGCCGGCCGGAUGGAUGUACAGCAGAGGAGCCUGUCACUUACACGCUGGAGAUCCAAGAAGAAAACGUUGGAACAGAGUUUCACCCAAAGUACACUGGAGAAAACUUGAUAUGUACUGUAGAGGGCUUGAAGAGAAGCACACAGUAUAAAUUCAGGCUUAUAGCCUCUAACAUGGAGGGCAGAAGCAGUCCCAGUGAGGUGCUGGUGUGUAAAACCAGUCCAGACAAACCCGGCCCACCCUCCAGACCCUGCGUCAGUGGCUCUGUCAGACCCUACAGCUUCAGUGUCAAAUGGGAUCCUCCACAAGACAACGGAGGUUCCGAAAUCUUGACAUACCUCUUGGAGAUUUCAGAAGGAAAUUCUGAUGCAAAUCAGUGGGACAUUGCGUACAGUGGUCCUGCCACAGAGUGUGAGUGUGAGGACUUGAAACCCGGCACAUUGUACAGACUGCGCACCUGCAGCAUCAGCACAGGCGGCCACAGCCAGUGCUCUGAGAGUCUGCCCGUACGUACACUAUCUGUAGCUCCAGGACGUUGUCUGCCUCCAAGAAUUGUGGGUAAAGCCAAACACAAAGAAGUGCACUUACAAUGGGACUGUCCUUCCUCUGAAGGGGCAUGCGAGGUGAGCGAGUACAGUUUGGAAAUGAGGGAGGGAGUGAUGGAGCCUGCUGAGGUCUAUCACGGUUCAGAUCUGGAGUGCACUGUGGGUAGUUUGCUCCCCGGCGCCACCUACAGCUUCCGCCUGCGCGCUGCCAAUGAGGCAGGGUAUGGUCAGUUCUCCGAACCAACAGAAAUAACAACUGCAGCUGGUCCUCCAAGCCAGUGUGCGGCGCCAUCCCUCACCUUAAUCUCCAAAACAUGUGUGCUGAUCGGCUGGGAGAGUCCAGAGAGCUCAGGGGCCGAUAUCUCCGAGUACCGUCUGGAAUGGGGCAGAGAGGAAGAACCCAUGGAGCUGAUCUACUGCGGCCCUGAAACACAGCGCGAGAUCUCAGACCUGACACCCGCCACGCGUUACUACUGCAGACUACAGGCAGCGAAUCAGGCAGGUGCAGGACCCUACAGUGAGCAUGUGAGCUGUCAGACACCCGCCACAGUGCCCGAUCCGGUCUCAGUGCUGUCUGUACUGGAGCAUGACCCCACCGACAGCGGCGUCUACUCGCCCUCCACGUGCCUGGCUUUGAAAUGGGACGAGCCCUGCAACAACGGAGCCGAGAUCAUGUCUUACACUCUUAAAAUGGGAGAGCAGCUCAUCAGCCUGAGCAACAGCACCUGCCAUGUGCUGCAAAACCUUCAGCCAGACACUGAAUACAGUCUGCAGAUUCAGGCAGUGAAUGAGAUUGGCGAGAGUCCCUUCUGCCCACCUCUGCGGGCCCGCACCAGGCCUCUGCCGCCUGUCCCGCCCCGACUGGAGUGCACCGCCGCUGGACCCCAGAGCCUCAAACUUAAGUGGGGGGACAGCAGCAAUGCCAAGAGCCUUCUGGGAGAAGAGAUGCUCUACAACUUACAGAUGGAGGAUAAGAACAGAAGGUUUGUCACAAUCUACAGGGGGCCAAGCCACACAUAUAAGGUACAGAGACUAAGCGAGUCAAGCAGUUACUGUCUCAGGAUUCAGGCUGUGAGUGAAGCAGGAGAAGGGCUUUUUUCUGAAGUUCACACCUUCAGCACCACCAAAUCUGUUCCUCCGGCUCUCAAAGCUCCCAAAGUGGUACAGAUGGAAGGGAAUGUGUGUGAGGUGAGCUGGGAGAGCAUCCCACCUAUGAGAGGAGACCCCAUCAUCUACAUCUUGCAGGUGCUGGUGGGCCGAGAGUCCGACUACAAACAGUUAUAUAAGGGAGAGGACACAAGCUUCCAGAUCUCGGGCCUGCAGAACAACACAGACUAUCGUUUCCGUGUGUACGUUUGUCGCCGAUGUCAGGACAGCACACAGGAACUGUGCGGGCCCCUCAGCCCACCCUCACUCUUCAGCUUGAGGCGCACCGAACUCGCCCUUCCCGGAGAACUGAGCUCCACCGAGACCCUGAGACCCAGCGGCAUGUUCUCCACAGACGAGCGCUUCGCCGCAGUCCUCGUCGGGGCAUUCGCAGCCCUGUCUUUCCUCAUCGCUUUUGUGGUGGAGUACUUCUUCAUGAAGUGAACAGAAAACAUUUACGCUUCGAGAAACACACGAACACUUAAAGUAUACAUCGGACGUGACGUACUGUAGGCUGAGUAUGUUAUACAGGCUCUCUCCUCGUCUUUCACACUCUUUUUCUCUCUCUUUCUGAUGCCUUCCAGCCUGCCCGUGCAUGGCUCGCGUGGAUUUCGCUCUGAACUCCCGGGGGAAGCAAAACCACAUCAUCAAGCCUUACGAAGAGUUGCGUGACAGCCUGUUUUUUGCAUGCUUUGUUAUUUCGUAUCCCUUUAAGUGUACGUAUAUGUCGGGAGGAAAAUGUAUCGCUAUUUUCUCCACGUUCACGGCCUUACUCUUGUUGUUUUUAUCCAAGUGCGCUUUGUUUCACAGCCAUACACAAGUUUUUGGAAUCAUAGCUUUUGCGAAAUGCUCACAGUUCACCCUGUUCCACAUUUGUUAGUUUUUUAAUACACCGUUUUCACCCCCAAUCCAUUUCAGAAUCACGACAUACUGUUAGCGUACCAUAGUAAGGCUGUUGUAAAAGCCCCCCCUGCAUUAAGCUGCCAAAGCAAGUUGCAAUCCAAGUGUGGUUUAAGUGAUGCUGCUAUUGUGUGUUUAUUAUUAUUAUUAUUAUUUUUCCUUCCUACAUACGGAAUCGGUUAUCUAAUAUAUAGAUAUAAAUAUAAGAUUCUAUAGAGCUAUUGUAAUAUAAAUAACUCGUUUGAAGUAGAUGUCUCUUUUGGAGCGUGUCAUUUCACAAUCUAUGGUGCUUUAUCUGUGGUCAGUAGUGGUUGGCGGAUGAGGGCGAAGGGAAGCCGAGUAACAACGCCACCACACACUCUUUCCGGUGAAUGAAACUGGCCAUCCAGUCCUAAGGUGCACGUUAUAGUCCUUUCCUCCAUUGAAUGUCUUGGCUAGGCAAGCUUCCCCCUCAUCUCUCUCUCUCUCAGACUGAUAUCAGGCACUGUGUGGCGUCUGUAGAUCCAGGAACCAGCUCAAUGGCUGGAUUCACAAUAGCCAGUGAGUGUGUAGCUGUGAAAACCCGCCUGUUCUCUCACUCUGUGAAUGCCCAAGACCUCGCCUCGAAUGUUUCAUCUUCUUUGAAUUCGUGAAAGCCAGUUGGACAUUUCUAAGGUGCUCUAUCGAGGUUCUCGUUCAUGCCAAAACAGCCUGAUGUACUUGCGGUGCAUCUCUAGCCAAGUAAAAAGGUACAAACCAGCAGUUCCCAUCAUCGAUCCAAAGAGUUUCUCCGACGCGCAGAACAGUUAGGGGGGGGGAAUAAAAAGGAUAACUAAAACUGACAGCCUGUAUUGUACCUCAGGGACAUGGACUUUUCAGAGGUGAAGUACAUACUAGAGGGUGCUGCCAAACACUAAAUGUUGCCGAAUGAGUUUUUGCUGUCAUCAGUAGCGUCAUUCCACGUGUUUAUUUGAUCUGUUUUUCUCACCUAAGCUGUGCCUUGCUCCAGUUCGUUCAUAAGCAAAUCGUUUACUAGCUCAGAAUACCUUUGCCAAAGUUAAUGGGAAAGUAAGGUAUACGUUCUUUAGGGUUAUUUAUACUAUCUAUUGCAUACAGUACUUUAAAUGGCAAUUAAAGUGCAAUCUUCAUUUAUUUAUUUUUCAAAACAAAUUAAGAGAUGUAGUUAUGUACGUUUUCUUUCUCUUUCUGUCUUGUAGCAUGUUUUUUUUUCUUUCUUUUAUCCAGUUAUUUUGUGUUGUAGAUUAACAAUUAAGGCCAGCAUUCCUUUCAUUCUGGUUGUGUUUAUGUCUUUCAUUAAUUGGGAACAUGUAGCAUGUACUGUACCAUGCUAAAAUAUUUACGUACAAUAUAUAAAUAUAUAUAUAACCAAAUCAUCUCCUAUCAGAAAGUGCCGAACUCCAACUAGUUGUAUUUUCAUAUAGAGAACCGUAGCAAAUGUUUAUUUCUUUUCUUUUUAUUUGAGAGUGUGUAAUGGGACAUACAGUACCAUACCGUACAUAGCUACAUUUUGGCAUUGUUAAAGAGUGUUAUGAUGCUUGUUAUCUUACUGUUUGCCAAAGCGGAGGCUUGUCCACUAUUAUGCUUUUUAUCGGUAUUUAAAGGGUUACUUGAGAAAUCCUUUUGUGACACUAGAACAUCAUUUCUUGAAAAGGAAAAACACGAGUUUAUAAGUUAAACUUCAUCUGUGACUACACGUUUUUUUUUUUAAGUAGUGAGAAUUGUGCGAUUUAUUUGAUUAAUCCUUAAGAGGUGAAAUCUUACAUGCUGUUUCACAUCGAAAGGAACGCAAAACAAUCCGACUGUUUUGACAUUUCUCAUUUUUUCUUUUUCUUUUUUGUUUUUUAAACGUGUCAUAGCGCAAUAGUGAAUUUAUCCAGUAUUUUUGCUAAGGAAUUAUAUAUAGAGAUAUAUAGAUAUAUAGUAUGUCAACUAACAGAAAUGAAGCACUUUUUAAAGCGAAACAUUAAUCUUUAUUUGAUUUAUCUUGAUAAAACUGUAUUUCCUAGUCGAUGUUGCUAUUGCUUUCAAAUCGAGAGUAUAAUGCAGUACGAAAUGUCUGUAAAACUGGCCCACACAGACUUGAAAUAUAUCUAGUCAAAAGUCUGAAAGUCCAUUGGUGUCCUUUAAAUGUUAAUGAUUUUUUUUUCUCCUUUGUAUAAGUAGUUUUUUUUUUCUUCUUUGGUCCUCACCGUUGAUCUCAACUGCUAUUUUAUUUCUCUCUCUCUCUUUUAUUGGUCCUUGUACAAUUUUCAAAAUACACACCUAUUUUUAUGGCCCAAGUACAGUUUUGUAUUUUUAUAUUGUAUUUUAUUCCGUUUAUCUCAGUUUUGUCUGUGCUCUGUUUUAAAUAUGAAAAAUGAAUUUGAGAAUGAUGCUUUGGAGAUCGAUCAGCUCUCAGUCAUCCCAGAGAAAUGUAUAGAACCAUAAGUGUUUUCAACUAUUUUCCAAAAAAGUGGAAAAUUUUUACCUCACAGUUUAAACAAAAACUAAAAAAAAAGAAGAAGAAAGGAAAUAUACAAAAACAUUCCAGGCUUGUCAUGAUCUACAAUUUUUAAAGUCAUAAAUUUCUUGUAUUGUAAAUGUUAGACAAUUUCAUAUGCAUAUAUAUAAAGAAACUGCCAUAUCAAUGUUAAUGUAUAGAUUUUUGCAAAUACUACCCUAUGUAUGUAAGACUUAACUGUAUCUGUAGUGUGUAUGUAAUAUAUUUAUACCCAA